Messenger RNA from Aphis gossypii (cotton aphid), 4244 nucleotides. RefSeq lists its product as uncharacterized. Lineage: Eukaryota; Metazoa; Arthropoda; Insecta; Hemiptera; Aphididae. The transcript has 12 exons. The coding region runs from base 398 to 3277 and encodes 959 amino acids. The record is from RefSeq and is a predicted model, not a curated record.
UUAUUACGCAUUACGAGUGUACGACCGAUUUUUGAUGAUUACAAUUUACAACAUAUUAAAACGUUUAUUAAAAUCUAUUGUGUUUGACUAUUUGUGUUAAAAAUCGUAUUUCGCGUUCGUGUCGUGAACCGACUGGACACAUGACGUUUUGACGUUGUAGCCGUGAAGUUAACUGUUUAUAAAUAUUGUUAUUAAAAAACAACAGCUAGUUUUUGUCUUAUCGUAGUAAUGUAAUAUGGGUUAAUAUUCGAAUUAUCGGCUGUGGUACGAUCUGAAUAUUAUUGUAAAUUUAUAUACCGUUCGUCGUUGAAAAGUUGAACCGUCUUAUGGUUGAUGUUGAUCACGUUACUACGUUAGUUGUUCGUGUUUCGUAGUUCACAGUGGGCAGUGACCAAAAAUGGCAGACCAUAAUUAUUGUGAUAAUGAGAAUGUAUUAAAAUUCACUGAACCAUCUAAUAGUGACAAUUAUGAAUCAAAAUGUGUAAUAUCCGUGUCAGAUGAUCCUGAGUAUGGAGAAGUACCUAAAUCUGGCCCUCAGACAAGGCUUAAAUCAAAAAUUAAAUCAGAACAAAUUCAAUCCACUUGGUCACCAGUUCGCACUGCUCCAGGUUUACGACCAAAUUGCACAAUAUUUUAUGAUGGAAAUGGAUUUGCUUACCAUAACCAUAAAAUUGCAAAUAAUAAAAAGUAUUUAAAAUGUACACAAAAAAGUAUUAAAAAGAAACCAUGUCCAGCUAGAGCAGUUAUUAGAAAUCACGAUAAUAUGAUUCGUCAUUCAGGAGAACCACACACACAUAAACCAAGAAACUAUGAUGAAGAUUUAUUGAAGAGAAAUUUUUUAAUGAAAAUUAGAGAAAGAGCAAUCAACGAGAACACACCUAAUAGAGCAAUUUUUGAUGAAGAAAUAAAAAAAACACCAAAACUUAGAGGUAAAGUUACCUUUUCGAGCACUGCAAGAAGGAUGCAGAGAUUUCGUCAACCACAAAAAAUGCAGGGUCCAUUAUUUCCUAUAGAAGACAAUGAACUCAUUGAUGCAAUAAAUGAUUUUAAAAAUAUUCCACUUGAAGAAAGUACUACUAGUGAUGGUCAAGAGUGUAAAUCUGAUAUAAUAUUUAAUGCUGAGAAUCAUAUAGAAGUUAUAGAAGUUGAUGACAUUGAUAUGGAAAGUAAUGAAUAUACUGAUGAGGUUGAAAGUGAAGCUUUCAAUGAAAAAGAUGACAAAGAGAAUGUUUCUAAAAAUAUUAAAAAAGAAACAGAUAAAACUGUGAAUAUGUUUUGUUGUAUUUAUUGUAAUAAGUGGCAAGAACCUCAACUUUUUGAAUUUGUCCCUAAUCAAAAAUCUAAAACAAUUGAAUUAAAAGAAAAAGAAGAGAAAAAAAAUGUAUCAUUACCUAUUAAUCGUUCUAGUCCAGUAACUAUUGAUAAUUCCUCAGAAAAUACAUUAAAUAAUAAUCAAACUUCUACAAGUUCUACAAUUGAAGAUUCUGAAGUUCACGAAGAUGUAUCUGAAAAUAAUGAUGCUAAUAAUGACAUAAUAUGUAAACAAGAAAAUAAUAAUUUAGAUGUAGGUACUGAUAUUCCAGAAACUUCUAAUCUAGACACACCUGAAUUUUGUAAAUCAUCUGGCCUAGAAAAAAAAAAAAAAGUUGAACGCAAAUUAGGAUUUUUGCAAAUGCGAAUUGAUUCAACAAUAUAUUUUGAUAAUAUGGGUUAUAGUUAUCAAAUUCAAAAUGAAAAAAAUGACAAGAAGUACUUAAGAUGUGUUGUUUGGGGUAAAAAGAAAUGCCCAGGUCGAGCCCAUUUAAACAUAAAAACAUUGAAUAUUAUUAGAUCUAGAGGACACAAUCAUUUACCAUCAUCUAAUUGUGAUGCUGAAAAACAAGCUAGAGCAUUUUUGCAUGCUAUUAAACAAAGGGCUCAAGAAGAAAAUACUCCUUUAAAAACUAUUUAUUCAGAAGAAAUAAAGAACUUUCCUCUUGCUAAUACUGUGGUUAAUUAUGCAAAUGCUACCAGACGAAUGCAACGGACAAGAAGAUUAAAAAAUCAACCUAGUACGGUAUUAGAUAAAGAACCACCAUUACUAUUAUCCGUUCAAGUGAUACCAGGUACUCGACGUGGUACAUCUUUAUAUUUAGAUGAACUAGGUUAUUAUUACCAUAAUGAUGCAUUAACGAACAGUGGAAAAAUAGUAAGAUGUACCAAAAAUAGAAAAACAGCAACUGAUGAAGCAUGUCAUUCGAGAGGAUAUAUGCGUGCUUCUGGAGAUGGAUUUGUCAUUUAUAGAACUAAAGAGCAUAAUCAUCCACCAGGAGAUCUUAAGAGAAAUCCAUUAGAACGAUCGUUCAUUAAUACCUUAUGUGAACGAGCACGAAAUGAACUUCAUUUGGGUCUUAAAGAUAUUUACAAUGAAGAAGUCGAAAGGUUUCUUGAUGUAGCAGAUAAAAUUCCUUAUCGAAUGGCAUGGCGAAGUAUGGCUAGAACGAGGCAACCUCCUAAAGCAUCUGGGGAAGUUAAACUAGUUAGUGUAAAAGUUGUUUCAGGAAUUUGGGAUGGAUAUACACUUUAUCGAGAUGAAAUAGGAUUUUUGUAUUCAAUGAGGAAAGGAAGAAAACUUGCAUGGUGUCAAAUGAAUACAAAAAUAAAAUGUUUAGUUAAAGGCACAAUAUCAGUUGAGAAUGAUACUACAAUGUUAGAGUUUACUGGAGAACAUAAUCAUCCACCAUUGGGCGAUGAUGAGUUUCAAGCAGCUAUGUUUCUUGAAAGAAUUAUGGUUAGAAGUGUGGAAGAAAACGGUAAACCAAAAAAAUUCUAUGAUGAAGAAUUAGUCAACUUUCCCGGUGCUGAUAAACGUAUAACAUUGUCAUAUGCACGUGAGAAAAUAAAAGCUAGGAGAAAAAGUGCUUUGAAAAAAAGUACAACCCAUGAAACGUUAGAAACUAUUUGUGAACCGUUGCAUUAUGUUGAAUUUUGGGAUGAUGACCCUAAUUCUAUCGACUUAACUGAAGAUGUUUUAUCUGACGAUGAAGAUUUUAGUGAAAAGUCAAAAGAUUUUAAUAUUUACUCAGAUGAACAAGGAUUCAAAUUUUCUUUAGUCAAUGUAAAAGAUGAAGCUAGAUAUUUAGAAUGUAUUAUGAAGUACAAUGGAUGUGAUGCCACAGGAGAAAUGUUUAAAGGUGAAAAUGAUGAGUGGCUAUUUAUUCCUAAUAGCGAUCCUCACAACCAUUUACCUCAUGAAGAUCAACCAAAUGAUGUACAGAAUGAGUCUACAGAUGAUUAAUAUCGUUUUAUUUACUUUUUUCACUAAUAUUAUAUAUUUUUUUUUUUUGCUUAAAGUGUUUUAUAACAAAUUUUCUUAUUCAAUCUAUUAUUUUACUAGUGAUACAUAAUAAUAAAAAAAAAUGUUUUAAUAACACAAAUAUAAUGAAUUUAUUAUAAAGCAUUUAAAUUUUACUAUAUAUUAUUAUGUAUAAUCUGAUAUUAUUUAAUUUCACAAUUUAAAGUAAGUAUAUAGAGUGUAAUUAUGAAUUCUAACUAUUUGAUUAUCUUAAAAUAUAAUUAGUAGUCAGCGAAUUUUUUUCAGAAAUGUUAAGUUUAUUAAUUUAUCAUUUUUUCACAUUUUGUUUAUACCUCAGAAUAUAUUUUAUAAAUUUUUGCUCUUAAGAGGAUGCUAUACUCGCAUGCGAUAUCUCCAUUUAACUUCUUUAUGCUUAAUAUUAUAAUUUAUUUAUUUAUUAUAAACUUUUGAAAGUAAGAAUAUUAUCUAGUGAAUCUCAUCUCUAUUCUUAUAUUUUAAUUUUAAAGCAAGUUAUAAAUAUUUUUAAAUGUUAUAAUUUUCAUAAGCAUCUUUGAAAUUCAAUUAUAAAAAAUAAACCCUGUUAACUUGAUAAUAAUCUUAUUUUUAAAUUUUAUAUCGGGGAAAUUUAUUGUAAUAUUAAGCAUAAAAGAGUUCAAUGAAUUUUUCAGAAAACACAAUUUCUAUAUUAUGUAUUUGUAAGAUGAAUACAACUCAUGUAAGUGUAGCAUCCUUAUAAAAGUAACAGUUUAUAAAAUAUCUACUAAGAAAAAUAUAUAGAAUGUAAAAAUAUCAUAAAUAAAUGUAUUUAUAACAUUUUUGAAGUAUUUACCUUAUUUUUAUUGUAGUAAAAAAAUAUUAUGUAUAUAAUUUAUAAAAUAGUAGGUUAUUAUUGGUUAAAUGUAUUUUAUUUUUGAUUUAAAUAUAAUUUUUUUCAUUAUUUAUACAGUUA